CGUUUCUAAAACGCGAAAAGCUCAAAAGCUGAAGUCUCCUGGCUUUUAGGAAAAGCCAGAAACCCAAACACAAGUCUUCUUCUCUCUUUUUCUGCUUUCUAUCGCAGCACUCAUCAAAUAAUUGACUUUUGCCUUCCCUCCUUCUCCUUCCUCCUCCUCCCAUGGCGGUUCUGAGCCGCGUUCUGAGACUGAGAGCGGCAGGACUAGACCGCUUCGUCGUCCGGAGCUUCCAGUCGUCGUCGUCGUCGUGGCGAAAUUCCGAAAUUGACCCCAAGGCGGCGGCGGUGCUUCCUUUACAGCGAGACGUCAAGGACAGAAAUGUCCAGUGGGUUUUCCUCGGCUGCCCCGGCGUCGGCAAAGGCACCUACGCCUCUAAACUGUCGACUCUCCUCGGCGUGCCGCACAUCGCCACCGGCGAUCUCGUCCGCGACGAGCUCUCCUCCAAAGGUCCUCUAGCUCACCAGCUUGAGGAGGUUGUGAAUCAAGGAAAGUUGGUUUCGGAUGAGAUUAUAAUAGACUUGCUGUCCAAGCGUCUUGAAGACAGCGCAGCUAAGGGUGAAACUGGCUUUAUUCUUGAUGGCUUCCCUCGCACGAUUCGGCAGGCGGAAAUUUUAGAGGGAGUAACAGAAAUCGACUUGGUAAUCAACCUAAAGCUUCGUGAAGAGGCUUUGCUUGCAAAGUGCCUUGGAAGAAGGAUUUGUAGCGAGUGUGGAGGAAACUACAAUGUUGCCACUAUUGACAUUAAAGCUGAGGAGGGGAACCCUAGCAUGUACAUGGCUCCACUUCUUCCGCCUUCACAUUGUGCAUCAAAGCUCAUCUCACGAUCUGAUGACACUGAAGAAGUUGUCAAGAGACGACUACAUAUUUAUAAUGAAAAGAGUCAACCUGUAGAGGAGUUCUACCGCAGUCGGGGAAAAUUGUUAGAGUUUGAUCUUCCCGGAGGGAUUCCGGAAUCCUGGCCAAAGCUGCUUCGAGCUUUAAACCUGGAAGAUCAUGACGAUAAACAAUCUGCUGCAGCAUGAUUUGUAAAUUCGGUACCAAUAUACAUUAAGUUGGUUUCCGUUAGGAAAAGUAAAGCUAGAUCAAUCAUUCUUUGCAUGUCAGGGAAGCUGGUGCAUUAAUUAUAAAUUUGAAAGGAAAAACUCCUAUAUGCAAUAAAAGCACAAAGAGGCCCAUUUCCUUUCGAGUUAUAUAAGUUGCUGUGGGUCUAGUUUGGGGAGGUAAGCAUUGUGAUGGUCAGUCAAGUUGUUGUUUGAACAAUUAUUCUUUUUAUGGGAAGCAAGUAUUCAUAGCAGUCCUAUUUUGCCAGUUUUUAUGAAUAUUGUUUGUGAAUUGUGAAGUGUGAAGUGUGAAGUCUGUUCAAGAGAUCCGCCACCUUUCAAUGGAGGUGAGCUUGAAGUUUACCUGCUGCAUGCUUUCGCAGAGUUGACAUGAAAAUG
Messenger RNA from Fragaria vesca subsp. vesca, 1439 nucleotides. RefSeq names its product probable adenylate kinase 1, chloroplastic-like. Gene Ontology annotation, biological process: nucleobase-containing compound metabolic process. The record is from RefSeq and is a predicted model, not a curated record. The transcript has 4 exons. Gene Ontology annotation, cellular component: mitochondrion; cytoplasm. The coding region runs from base 162 to 1022 and encodes 286 amino acids. Gene Ontology annotation, molecular function: AMP kinase activity; ATP binding. NCBI's taxonomy places the organism in Eukaryota, Viridiplantae, Streptophyta, Magnoliopsida, Rosales, Rosaceae.